CAUGUUCGUAAAAAAACCAAAUCAACCCGAACCGGACAAGCAGGACACCGUAAACGAACCGGACCCGGAACACCUCCAGGCACUAUCGGUCAGCUUUGGUCACACCGCAUUCCGUCCAAUGCAGUGGCGCAUUAUCCGUUCCAUCAUCGUUCAGCACCGAGACAACUGUGCCAUAAUGGCCACCGGGUACGGUAAAUCACUAACCUACCAGUACCCGUCCGUCUUUCUAAACCGGCUCACAUUCGUCGUGUCACCACUGAUCAGCUUGAUGCAAGAUCAGGUACUGUCCCUCAACCUGUGCAACAUUCCCGCCUGUCUGCUCGGGACAGCUCAGCGCGAAAAUCCUGUACCGGACAUAAAAGCGGGCCAGUAUCGUGUCGUCUAUCUAACGCCCGAGUAUGUUACAUCCGAUUCUGGCCAUUCACUGCUAAAAUCAGUCGCCAAACAGCUCGUCCUGAUUGCCAUCGAUGAGGCACACUGUGUAAGCAAAUGGGGGCACGAUUUUCGUCCCGCCUACCGUAACCUGGGCACGAUCCGUGAGCUCUGCCCCCAUGUACCGAUACUGGCCGUUACCGCUACAGCAACACCGAAAGUUCGUGACGAUAUCGUGCAGUGUUUGAAGUUGGUACGGCCCCAGAUUCUGUGCACCGGUUUCGAUCGACCGAAUCUGGAGUUUAUCGUGAGGCCUAAAGGAAACUUAGGCCCAUUGCAUGACAUACGGCCGCUGCUGGCAGCGAACCGCGAGGGAAGCACUAUCAUUUACUGUUUGACGCGCAAGCAAACGGACGAUAUCGUCGAGGUACUGCAAGCGAAACGGAUUGAGUGCGAAGCGUACCACGGUGGCAUAUCGAUGGGCCAGCGGAAGCAGGUGUUGGAAAAGUUUGUGAACGAUCACGUACGCAUCAUUGUGGCAACGAUCGCGUUCGGCAUGGGAAUCGAUAAGCCGGACGUUCGGUUGGUUAUACAUUACGGUGCGGCGAAGGAUUUGGAAAGCUACUACCAGGAAGCAGGUCGUGCCGGUCGCGAUGGACAACCGGCCCGGUGCAUUAUGUUCUGGAGCAAGGGUGAUUUUAAGACGCACGAAUUUCUACGCGCGGAACGAUCAAACGCACUGAAGGAAAACCAAGAGCAGCUGGCACGGAAGAUGGCCGAGUACGUGGAGCUUCGGGACUGUCGGCGACGGUUUAUACUGGCAUAUUUCGAGGGUGUGCUGACGGAGGUGAUCAAGGAAGAGGUAAAGCACACGGUAGCAAAGCGAUGCUGUGAUAACUGUACGCGCGGCGGUGUGGCAAAGGAUUGCGAACGGUACGAAGGAUUGGACGCAGAAGGACGGUACAAUUUUGCGCUCGAUGCGGAUAUGUUCCUUCGGGCGAUUGGAGCGUUCUACGGUGGGGUAAAUCUUGCCAUGCCGACCAUGUUACUGCGAGGAUCCAAAAAUAAGAAGCUAAACGAACGAUUCUACAACCAUCCACUUUUCGGGAAGGGUAAGCAGCGGGAUGAGGAUUGGUGGAAGGAGCUGGGUGCCCUGCUCGAACGGGAAGGCUAUCUGAGCAAAACGAAGGUGGCAAACCAGUACAAUAAGUUUGCACAGGCCGUCUACUUCCAAGUUACACCCGCCGGACAGCGAUGGCUUAAUAGCGGUGAGGUGAAAGACCGCCAGCUGCUGAUCAAACCAACCUCGACCAUGUUCAAAUCGCUCAAAGUUAUUAAACCUGCCUCACUGUACGAAGCUACACAGCUUCCGAUAUUACGCACCAGCAAGCAGCAGAACCCCACCCAAGAGCUUGUGGCAUCGUUGAUUAAGAAGCGUGCCGAACUGGCAGCCACGUUUGAGUGUAUGCCGUACAUGAUCGCUUCGAACGCCUCCCUACAUCAGCUUGCCACCCGGAAACCAUUAAAUAUGCAGGAGAUGAAAGCUGCCCAGCUGGAUGGAUUUUCUGACGCAAAGUUGCAAAAGUUUGGACGAGAGUUUUUGAUUUGCAUCCAAAAACAGCUCAGUCUGCUACCCAGUGCUUCUUCAUCAAACCAGUCGGUCGAGUACGACCAACUUACGGCAACGAAAUCGACCAGCUAUACGUUGUGGAGAGAUGAGAACAAAUCAAUCGCCGAAAUCGCUACCAUUCGGAACCUUAAAGAAUCCACCAUCUUGGACCAUUUGUGUGAUGCUGUUCGGGCGGGACUCCCGUUUGAAGAACGAGAUCUUAUCCGGCUGGGUGUUGCACCAGAUGUAUAUGCAGCGAUUGCCUGUCGGCUGCCCGCUAAUUUGGAGGAAUCGAUUACGUUAUCUUCGAUAAAGGAACGGUGCCCACCGGAGAUUACGUUCAACCAGGUGAAGGUUGUGCUUGUCUGGGAGAAGCAACGGCGGCUUAAAGCGAAGAAGGACCCAGUAACGGAGGAAGAAACAAUUCCCAAAGACCAUGCGGUAGAAGAUUCAAACAAUAGUUUAUUGGAUGGCAUGUUCUCCGAUGACGAUGAAGAGUUGUUUAUAGCCGGUCCGGAGCAACAUGCGGGCGAACAAGUUGACUGUGAGCCGACAAGUCCAACCAAACCGAACAACACCGGUGCCAUAAACGAUUUGCUCAACGAUGACGAUGAGGAUAUGCUCGACUUUGCCGAACUCGAUCGUCUUGAAGCGUCAAUGGUGGAAGAGAUGCCAUCGUCAGCAUCACCAUCAAAAUCCCCAUCGCUUCUUGAUGCGUCACCUGAUGCAGUACAAAUGCACCAACCCGUUAAACCAGCCGUCGCGUUAGAUCAGAAUAAAGAACCGUUGCAAGAAAAUGCUCCAACACGAACCCGUACCGUAAACUUGAAGCACAUCAUCUACGAAGACGACGAUGAGGACGAUGAUAGCGAUAAAGAGGAUAAGGAUGCCAAUCAUCAACUGUUUACCUUCCGGUUGCCGAAACGGAAAGCAUGA
Messenger RNA from Anopheles maculipalpis, 2917 nucleotides. Its product is annotated as bifunctional 3'-5' exonuclease/ATP-dependent helicase WRN-like. Gene Ontology annotation, cellular component: nucleus; nucleoplasm; chromosome. The transcript has a single exon. Gene Ontology annotation, biological process: telomere maintenance; DNA replication; double-strand break repair via homologous recombination. Gene Ontology annotation, molecular function: nucleic acid binding; 3'-5' DNA helicase activity; ATP binding. The record is from RefSeq and is a predicted model, not a curated record. Bases 2 to 2917 code for a protein of 971 amino acids. Lineage: Eukaryota; Metazoa; Arthropoda; Insecta; Diptera; Culicidae.